AUGGAUAGACGCACUCCUUACACUCUGAGCGUUCUUGCGCCCAGUACAAAUGGUGCUGAUGAGUCAAAAACUGCCAUUCAAAAUAAAUUAAAGGACUUUGUGCUACAAUUCCAGCUGGACAAUGCAUUCAUCUACCGAGAUCAAUUACGGCAGAAUGUGCUUGUGAAGCAAUACUAUUGUGAUAUUGAUAUCGCCCACCUUAUCUCCUUCAAUGAGGAGUUAGCACACAAACUUACCACAGAGCCCGCUGAUAUCAUUCCUUUGUUUGAAUUAGCUCUGCAGGAUUGCACUCGUCGCAUUGUCUACUCUGGUGACCGAGACAUCACCCUUCCCUCCCACCAACUGCUUCUCCACUCCUCAGCAUCGCAUAUUUCCAUCCGCGACCUGAACGCCACUAAUAUUUCUCACCUUGUCCGUAUUCCUGGUAUCGUCAUCGGAGCUUCCACCAUCUCAUCAAAGGCGACCAUUGUUCAUAUCCGUUGCAAGAACUGCGAUCACAGCGAAAACAUCCAUGUUGACGGUGGAUUUGCCGGUCUGACCCUCCCAAGACGGUGUGGACGACACAAGGAGCCCGGCGACCAGCCUGGUGAGGAAUGCCCCCUUGACCCCUAUGUGGUGCACCAUGAGAAAUGCCAGUUUGUGGACCAGCAGGUUCUCAAGCUUCAGGAGGCCCCUGACCAGGUGCCGGUCGGUGAGUUGCCCCGCCAUGUCCUGAUUUCUGCCGACCGAUACCUUGCGAACCGAGUCGUCCCCGGUUCGCGCUGUACCGUGAUGGGUAUUUUCUCGAUUUAUCAGGCAAAGGGCGGCAAGAAGGAAGCUGCGGUAGCCAUUCGUAACCCGUACUUGCGUGCUGUUGGCUUGAACACCGAUGUCGAUCAGACUGCCAAGGGUAAUUCAAUUUUCUCGGAAGAAGAAGAGCAAGAGUUUUUGGAGCUGAGCCGUCGGCCUGACCUGUAUGAGGCUAUGGCUCGCAGCAUUGCUCCGUCAAUCUACGGAAAUGCCGACAUCAAGAAGGCCAUCGUUUGUCUUCUGAUGGGUGGCUCAAAGAAGAUCCUGCCUGAUGGAAUGAAGCUUCGUGGUGACAUCAACGUUCUCAUGCUGGGUGAUCCUGGUACUGCCAAAUCCCAACUGUUGAAGUUCGUUGAAAAGGCGGCUCCAAUUGCCAUCUAUACCUCCGGAAAGGGUUCUUCAGCGGCCGGUUUGACUGCCUCUGUGCAGCGCGAUCACACCACUCGCGAGUUCUACCUGGAAGGUGGUGCCAUGGUUCUUGCUGAUGGCGGUGUGGUUUGUAUUGAUGAGUUCGAUAAGAUGCGUGAUGAAGAUCGUGUGGCUAUUCACGAAGCUAUGGAGCAGCAAACCAUUUCCAUUGCUAAGGCCGGUAUUACAACCAUCCUCAACUCCCGAACAUCAGUCUUGGCCGCCGCCAACCCGGUCUUUGGCCGAUAUGAUGAUUUGAAGACCCCGGGCGAGAACAUCGAUUUCCAGACUACCAUUCUGUCCCGUUUCGAUAUGAUUUUCAUUGUUCGGGACGAUCAUGAGCGUGGCCGUGAUGAGAGAAUUGCUCGUCACGUCAUGGGUGUUCACAUGGGCGGUCGUGGUAUGCAGGAGCAGGUCGAAGCCGAGAUUCCGGUCGAUCAGAUGAAGCGCUAUAUCAGCUACUGCCGAAGUCGCUGUGCUCCUCGUCUUUCACCCGAGGCCGCUGAAAAACUCUCUUCCUACUUCGUCUCCAUCCGAAAGCAAGUUCACCGAAGCGAGAUUGAGUCCAACGUCAAAUCAUCUAUCCCCAUUACUGUGCGUCAACUUGAGGCUAUUGUCCGUAUCACCGAGUCUCUAGCCAAGCUAUCCCUCUCUCCCAUUGCCACUGAGGCCCACGUGGAUGAGGCCAUCCGACUUUUCCUUGCCUCAACUAUGGAUGCUGUCACCCAGGGCGAUGGCCAAGGCAAUAAGGAUCUCAUGCAAGAAGCUUCCAAGAUUGAAGACGAGCUCAAGCGCCGUCUUCCUGUCGGAUGGAGUACCAGCCUGGCGACACUUCGUCGUGAUUUCGUCGAUGGCAAGGGUUAUACCGAGCAAGCUCUCAACCGCGCCAUCAUCGUGUUGCAGCGGAGAGAAACCAUCCAGAUUCGCUCCGGUGGUUCACAAAUCUACCGAAACACUGCAUAG
This is a messenger RNA of Penicillium longicatenatum, 2160 nucleotides long. RefSeq names its product MCM DNA helicase complex subunit MCM5. The transcript has 4 exons. Gene Ontology annotation, cellular component: nucleus; MCM complex. Gene Ontology annotation, molecular function: single-stranded DNA helicase activity; 3'-5' DNA helicase activity; DNA replication origin binding. Gene Ontology annotation, biological process: DNA replication; double-strand break repair via break-induced replication; DNA replication initiation. Bases 1 to 2160 code for a protein of 719 amino acids. Lineage: Eukaryota; Fungi; Ascomycota; Eurotiomycetes; Eurotiales; Aspergillaceae. The record is from RefSeq and is a predicted model, not a curated record.